Molecule: messenger RNA, 1942 nt
Organism: Thunnus maccoyii (southern bluefin tuna)
Lineage: Eukaryota; Metazoa; Chordata; Actinopteri; Scombriformes; Scombridae
Product: sterile alpha motif domain-containing protein 12-like
Exons: 4
Coding region: 141-419 (92 amino acids)
Biological process (GO): cell surface receptor protein tyrosine kinase signaling pathway
Cellular component (GO): cytoplasmic side of plasma membrane
Molecular function (GO): protein binding
Source: RefSeq, a predicted model, not a curated record
CAGCUGGGUGGAGCCGGGAACAGGAAUGUACCUAAAGUAACACUUCAUAGACUGUACAGGUACAGACGAAGCUCGCCAUUAAUUUUUAACAAUAACCAACGGACCUCGGCGGAGGGUGUUGCUGAUGUGGUUGCAGGGUGAUGGACCUGUCAAAGCGAGUGUCAUUGUGGUCGGUGGAAGAAGUGUUGGAGUGGGUGCAGGAACAGUAUCCAACUCAAAUGGGCGUACUCCAUAAAUCCAUAAUUAAACACGCUAUAUCAGGCCGUGCAUUGCUGAGAUUAAAGGAGCAUCACCUGGAGCUUCUCGGGGUGGAAGCUGAGGAGCAGCAGCAGGAAAUCUUGCAGGACCUCCUCCUCCUCAGAGUUCAAGAAGAAAUCGAUGAACUCACUGACAUCUGCUCUGAAUGUUUUUCUCCGUAACGGUUAAAUAAAUAUCUUCAGAAGAAACACCACAUACUUUUUGUUUUCCAUCUAUUCAUCCAUCCAUGUGAAAGAGGGAGGAAGGUGGGAGUGAUGGAAAUCAUAAGAGAAGGUGAAAAGAAAAAAGAAUCAAUGAGGAAUGAAGAGAGGAAGAAACCCAUUUCCUGUGUGAAAUCCGACCUGUGCAGAUGGAUGAGCUUUGUUUUUUUUCUGAGUGUCUUUUUCUGAUCCCUACUCUCCAUUAGUCUCUGUCUUUUUUUUUUCUUUCUCUAGAGCAGGUUUCCAUCCAACUUUUGCAGAAUGCAUUUUUAUACAAGUUAUUAUGCACUGACAGUCAUUUAUUACUAACAAUAACACCCUGCAUUGCAUUGUUAAUAGCAGAUGAUGCUUUCUCUCCAUCUAAAUUGCACUUGAUUUACACAUCUCAAAAUAUCAGGCCAAUUAAGUGUCAGAAUAGACGUAGUUAUGUCAAGUGGAUGAAACCUACUAAUUAAACUAAGUCAAGCCCAAAUCAAAAAUUAAAUUGUGAGCAUGUGAUUGUUUGUUAAUGGAUUUGAAACAAGGCCUGAAAACAACCACAAGGUUGUAAAUGUAGUAUAUUGUGGAUUUGUGUCUGUUACUGUUUUCUACUUAUUUGUAGACUUUCAUUACAGUUGUUAUAAUUUAAACCUGUAAUAACUGAUUUUUUAGCCACUCAGGGGCAGCAGAAAAACAAAACUGUGAACACAAGACUGACAUAUCAUCAAUCAUUUCCCUUGACAAAUAUUCUUUCUCCUUUUGGCUUUGCUUUUGGUCUCCACCAACUCCUGUAGGAAAUAUUUAGCUCAGGGCUUACAGGAACUCUACAGUGUGUGAAAAUGUGUAUGAGUUCCACUUUUACAUAUAAGCAAUGAUCCAUUGUUAAUUUGAAAAUAUUGAUUAUAGCUGCUUUAACUCAUAGAAGAACAGGGAAAUUACUGUAGAGAGAAAAAUAGUCGAUGAAUCAAUUCAAAAGUCAGAGUAGCUGGUUUUCCAUUUAAACAUUUCAGAUUAGAAAGCCUCUUAACUCUUAACAGUAAAACUUCUUGUACUGUUUGCUUUUGUCCCACACAGGCUGACUGAAACUGAUCUAGCUGUUGGUUUGAACCGCGUGUUUUGACUUGAAAUGUCUUUAUUUUAUAUUUUUGACUGAUAAACUACAAACAAUGCAUUGUUUUUCCAACAUUACAGAAUAUAAGAGUUACAGCUAAACUGCACAAUUUGUCUGGAUUUGAUGUUAUUUUCUUCUUGAUAUAUACUGGCUGUCUGUGAUUAAGGUGAAUUCUAAAUUAAAUGUCUACAGCUGGUUCUCAGAAAGAUUUAUAACUUGUGAAUAUCCUUAAUUCAAGUGGUCUUAAAACUUUCAGAGGCGUUAUUAUAUGACAAGUAUGUAUGUAUAUCACAUGUAUUAUGUAAAAGGUCACAUCUGUUUCUGAGCAUUUUUUCAUUGCACUACAUGCACUACAGUAUGCUUGUUUGAAUUAAAAGUGUGCUUUGGCAACACC